AUGAGCCAACCUCCUCCAGCUCCAAUUCCAGCUCCAACUUUAAAUAAAGGCUCUGAAAUCAAUUUUGCCGAAGUUCCUCAUGUUAGUGUCCUCUUUCAAUUUUUCAGAAAUCCUUGCGGGGAUUUUUAAAGGAGCAUGGCUUGUUUUAAUAAAGAGAAUCAGAGCGAAGAGCUUUUUUAACAUGCUUGCAAGGGUUUUCAGAGGAGCUAUUGCAGAAGUGUAUGAAAAAACAGCCGUGAAGAUUUUGCGCUCUAUGGAUAAAUUUUUCAGGAAACUAUUGAAUAUUGUCCUGAUCUCCUUUCUGGGUACAGCCACUCCAGUGGCACCAUUUCUUAUGAUUCGAUCCCGGAAGUCGUUGGAAGAGACGGUCGGACUUUUUCAUCUGACGUCGAUAGAGGUUCACCCCCUCCCCCGUCUAAAUGAUGUCUUUGUUUAGUGCAACAACUACACGGAAAAAGCCGCACUAUAAAAAUGAAAUCGAAGGAUUUGAUGAAAGAAAAAAACGGCGAGAGUCAUACCGAUCAAUGAAGCCGAGUUUCUUCGGAUCGUCAAGUUUGAAACUUUAUUUUAAUCAUGAAAUUUAUAUUUUCCAGAAAUAAAUCUCAACAACUUCGGGAGGCCGAACCAGUCUGGCAAGGUAUUGGAUACGUUGCGGAAAUCGCCAGGGUAUUCUUUUUUUGCGCAAGUCGUUUUGAAGUCGGGGGCAAUUUUCAGUUGAUUAAUAACUGAUUUUGAGAAGGGAACAAGUCUGCUGCCUUCAGAAAGCUAUUUUUUCAGACCACUGACGAAAUUUUGGAGCAACAUUUCGAACAAAGAACGGGCGCCAUUCAACUAAAUUUCAGCGUGACGCAGUCUGCCGUGCAGCUGAAAGUCAAGGUAAUCUUUGCUCCAUUGAUAAUUACUAGAGGGACCACUUGAAAAGUCGUGAGUGGCUGUAGAAAGUGAUGUCAAUGCGCGCAAGCCGUUUCGAUUACUAAAGGGACCACUUAAUAAGUCGUAAGUGGAUGUAGAAAGCGAUGCCAUUGCGUGCAAGUCGUUUCGAGUCGGGCGAACUUUAAAACAACCGCUCUGCAGUUGCGCACUUCUUACAGGAAGCCCAGAAUUCCGACUCGUUUUCAGAAAAGCUUUAAAUUCAGAAAACGAGAAAAUCAUCGGUGGAGCGACAUUUCAAUGAGGAUACGGCCUUCAAGGCUUCUCCACACCAUUUUGAGCGAAUUUUUCCGGACCCAAAUAAUCAUGUACCUUUUUUGAAGAAGAAAAAUGUUGAUGAUUAA
Messenger RNA from Caenorhabditis auriculariae, 1274 nucleotides. The record is from the annotation of a GenBank genome assembly. NCBI's taxonomy places the organism in Eukaryota, Metazoa, Nematoda, Chromadorea, Rhabditida, Rhabditidae.